AUGUUGAAUUUCUACUUUGCAGACCAUACCUGGGAAGUCAAAGCUAACAACAGGAGUUAUCACACUCAAAUCAAGGAACAUUUCUUCCUCUGCUUUAAGAAAAGGAAAUAUGCUGGCAAUGAAAUUAAGACUUCGAAAUACAACAUUAUUACCUUUCUACCUCGCAACCUGUUUGAACAGUUCCAGCGAAUUGCUAAUUUCUUCUACUUGCUUAUUUGUAUUCUCCAGGCUAUCCCUGCUAUUUCUACUCUGCCUUGGUAUACAACGAUGGUUCCUCUCUCGUUCGUUUUAGGAAUAACAGCCGUUAAAGAUCUCAUUGAUGACAUUGCACGUCACAAGAGCGACAAAGAGAUCAACGAUAGACCAUGCGAUGUUCUUGUUGGGAAAAGCUUCACAACUGCAAAAUGGAAAGAACUCCAAGUAGGUGAUGUGGUUUGCCUGAGGAAGGAUGACUUUGUUCCAGCUGACCUGUUCUUGCUGUCUAGUUCGGAGCCAAAUAGCCUGUGUUAUGUUGAAACAGCUGAAAUCGAUGGUGAAACCAACCUGAAAUACAGACAAGCACUAAGUGUUACACAUAAUGAAGUGAACACCGUGGACCAACUAGCACAGUUUGAUGGUAGAAUAAUCUGUGAAAAUCCAAACUGUGACCUGCACUCAUUUACAGGCACAUUAAUUUGGAAAGGAGAAGAAUUCUCACUUGACAAUGAACAAAUAUUACUCCGAGGUUGUAGAAUACGGAAUACAGACAAGUGCUAUGGGGUUGUUUUAUUUGCAGGGGUGGAUACAAAAAUAAUGAAGAACAGUGGGAGAUACAUCCUGAAGAAAACCAAAAUCGAGCGCCUCAUGAAUCGUGUGGUCCUUCUAAUCCUCUUGAUUCUUGCUGUUUUAUCAUUCUGCCUCGCAUUUGGAGGUGCCGUCUGGAAUGAGAAAUUUGGAAAGAAAGCUCCGUAUCUCAACACUGAUUCCAAAAAUUUCAGUCCUGGAUAUCAAGGCUUCCUGUCCUUUUGGGGCUACGUUAUUAUUUUAAACUCAAUAUUGCCAAUGUCACUUUAUGUUAUUUUUGAACUCCUUCAUGUGGUCCAGAGCUUUUACAUCAAUUGGGAUCUAAAGAUGUACUGUGCUGAGAGAGACAUUCCUGCCAAAGUAAGAACAACUACUCUGAAUGAAGAGCUUGGCCAAAUAAAGUACAUUUUUUCAGAUAAAACUGGAACUCUAACCCAAAACAUCAUGACCUUUAAGAAAUGCAGCAUCGGUGGACGAAUAUAUGGCAAUCAAUUCGAUGGUGUCAAAAACGCAAAGGUAGUUGAUUUUAGCUGGAAUGCAUUUGCUGAUGAAAAGCUGAAGUUUUAUGACUGCUCGCUGUUGGAACUGAUUCGUUCAGGAGAUGACCCAGGAGUUCAUGAAUUCUUUAAAUUAUUGGCAGUUUGUCACACAGUAAUGGUGGAGGCUAAAGAUGGUCAGCUUACUUACCAAGCUGCUUCUCCAGAUGAAGAAGCACUCGUUACUGCGGCAAGAAACUUUGGCUAUGUGUUUCUAUCACGCACACGGGACACAAUAACCAUUAGUGAGCUGGGAGUUCAGAGGACGUACACAGUGCUGGCAAUAUUGGACUUCAACAGCUGCCGAAAGAGGAUGUCUGUUAUCUUGGAAGACUCGGAAGGAAAGAUUAAACUGUAUUCCAAAGGAGCAGAUGCGGUGAUACAUCAAAGGCUUUGUCCAAACUGUCCCCACAAGGAGAGCACUCAAAUGGCACUUGAUUACUUCGCUGCGGAAACACUGCGGACAUUGUGCCUGGCAUACAAAGAAGUGGAGGAAAGCUACUUCAAAGACUGGAACCAAAGACACCAUAAAGCUAGCGUCAUUCUGCAGAAUCGUGGAAGGUUGCUCGAUGAGUUGUAUGAAGAAAUAGAAAGAGAUCUAGUGCUUAUCGGAGCCACUGCUAUUGAGGAUAAAUUGCAAGAUGGAGUCCCUGAAACUAUUCAGAACUUGAAGGAGGCAGAUAUUAAAAUCUGGGUACUGACUGGAGACAAGAAAGAAACGGCAGUUAAUAUCGGAUAUUCCUGUAAGUUACUCUCAGACCGAAUGGUGCUUUUUGAUGGGCAUGAUAUCAGCAAAGCCCUGGAGAAGUUACAGAAGAGCAACUACAUGCACAAAGAUAACAACAUUGCAACCAUUUCUGGGGCUAUAAGCAACAGUGAGCAACCUGACUUGCUCUCGUGUGACAACAAGGCACUAAUUAUCACGGGAAGCUUUUUGAACAAGUUCACAAAAGGCUUGAAGGAAUCAAAAAGGAAGAGGACAUCCUGCUGGAAGUUGAGAACUGCCGUUAACCCAAAAUCAAGAGUGGACAUUGACUGUGAAGAGGAGGCUCAUGAGAGAGCUUUUAUAGAGCUGGCCUGCCUGUGCAAGUCUGUCAUCUGCUGUCGUGUCACUCCCAAGCAGAAAGCCAUGAUGGUGCAGCUGGUCAAAAAGUACAAAAGUGCCACCACACUGGCCAUAGGGGAUGGAGCAAAUGAUGUUAACAUGCUGAAAACGGCGCAUAUCGGAGUUGGAAUCAGUGGACAAGAGGGCAUGCAGGCUGUUUUGUCCAGCGAUUACUCAAUCGCUCAGUUCCACUACCUUGAACGGCUCCUUCUGGUUCACGGACGAUGGUCUUACUUAAGGAUCUGCAAAUUCCUGAGAUAUUUCCUAUACAAGACGUUUGCAUUUUCCUUUGUCCAAAUCUGGUUUUCGUUCUUUAGUGGAUUUUCUGGUCUGUCUGCCUUUGAGAAGUGGUGCAUCUCUUUCUACAAAAUUGCCUACAGCUGGCUGCCUAUCCUCCUGGUGGGAGCACUCGAUCAGGAUAUAAGUGACAAUCUGAGUGUCAAGUGUCCGAAACGCUACAAAAUUGGACAACAGAAUGAACUGUUCAAUUACAGGAUCUUUUUAAUUACUCUAUUUCACGGCCUUCUCAGUUCAAUAGUUAUGUUUUUUAUACCAUAUGGAGCAUUCUUGGACAAUGUAGGGAAAGAUGGCAUAGCAGUCUCAGAUUACCAGUCUUUAUCAACAACUGUUGGCACUGUUGUGGUGCUAUCUGUUAAUGUAGAGGUUAUGUUGGAGAUUUCAUACUGGACAGUUCCCUCUGCUUUUUCUAUCAUCAUCAGUAUUGCACUGUACUUUUGCAUCACCUUUCUAACCCAAAGCGACUUCUUGACUCAAAUGAAACCAGAUGUGUUCCAGUUCCAUGGAGCAGCAUUAAAUAGCUUUAAACAGCCUUACGUCUGGCUCACCAUCCUACUAACUGUUGUUGCAAAUUUUAUCCCUUCUCUUAUGAUACGAUUAAUUUGGCGAAUCUUUUGCUCCAAAACUGCUGGAAGAGCUACUUAUGAAGACCUAAACAAAGGUCAGCCAACAUCAAAUAACAAGGCUACUCACUUCAGAAGAGGUUCGACACAACGGCGCUCAGCCUAUGCGUUUUCACAGGACAAAGGCUAUGCUGACCUCAUCACCUCAGGGUCAAGCAUCCGAAAGAAGAGGCCUGCUUCAGGUACAACGACAAACACAUCCUCCGAAAGUAUGCCUGAAGGAGAAACCGAUGUGGUGUAGGAGAGAUUCUGAAGUCUUCACUAAGAUGCCUUCACUAAGACAUUGGAAAAUGUUCUGACACUGUUUCAGGGACCAUUCUGGUAAAUAUCAAAAAGACUAGGAUUCUGACUGACUGAAGACUGUGCUAGGCCACAAUAAGAGUCAGUUUAGUUGUUGCAACUUGAAUGAAACAGAGUGCCUUUCUUCCUGAUCUGUUAGUGCCUGUUUAUAAUUUGGUCAAUUUCAAUCUAGUAAUGUGAUUCUUUGACUGUUAAUUUCUUGAAUUUGUUCAGUGGUGCAGGGGAAUUUUUGAUUGGAUUUCUUAUUUUUGGUUUCUGAAAGCCAAAGCCCAUUCAGGUUUCCAAAUGUAAAGAAAAUCAAUUUGUACAACUAGGCCACCAGAAUUAUGGUAUAUGUUGUUGUUCUAGCAGUGAUCUCUCUCUCUCUCUCUCUCUCUCUCUCUCUCACACACACACACACAACAUGCUUGGUACAUAAUGCAAACUACAGUAUCUGAGUAAGAGAGAAAAUGUAACUUAAUUCACUGGGUAGGGUGGAGUUCUGGCUUUUAUAUCCAGCUUAACAUUGCAGUUCACCGUCUUCAACAAGGAAUCAAAUUGGGUGGGUGUAAAACUGUCCUUGAAUCUGAUCCCUUUGGUUUCAUGAUGGGCAGGUUAAGUUAGAAUUACUUGUAAAUAUUUAAUUCUCAUUUAACGUUUAUCCUUCACCAGAUCAUCAAAACUCGUUUAACAUAACAAACACAAUGCUGCUAGACAAUUAAAUGUCAGAUAUAAAUCUAUUCCUCUCUAGCAGAGUAAUGUCCAAUAGAAAUCUCUGACUAAACAUGUAACCAUGGUGACAACAAUGAAGCAAUAUGACAUUCAAUACAAAGGAUGGCACAUAUUUAUUCAUUCAACUUAAAUAUACCAAAUUCAGUGAGAAAUUCUGUCAUCUUUCAGCAGAGUUUGGAAUAAUUGAACAGACACCACACUUAGCAUCCUAAAUUUUUAAUUAAUAAAUGUAAGUAACAGAUACCAUUAUUAAGUAUAAUAUCUCAAUAUUCAUGUUCUGAAUGGUAUUUGGACUUAAUCAGAGAGAUUGCUGGGAAUGUUGGCACACACAGUAAGAGGUCUUAGGCCUGUCCAUGCUCUGCAUUGCUGUAUUCACUUGCUGGCCUGGAACAAUUAUUCGAAUCAGUUGAGCUGAUCUCCUUGUCAACUCCCCUCUCUUUUUGAUAUUUCUGGUGUUUCCAUGGUGUUAUAGUUCCAUGGUUUCAUUUGACUCAAUUUUAGGAGACAACCAGUAACCAAGGAAGUAAAAGACACACAACAAUCAAUAAAUGCACACACUAUGCUGCUCAUAUCUUUUCACAAACAAAGGUAUGAAAAUGCUCAAAUGCACAUGCAUUCACUGUGUGAGCAUGAAUAUUGAAAUAUCAUGCUUCAUAAUAGUGUCUGUUACUUACUUUUAUUAAUUAAAAAUUCACUUAUUCUUAUCUGGAUUCUUGAUUAGAAACACAAGGCUAGUGACAAAAGUUUUGGACAACAUUUCACGAAAAUCAAAAAAGGUUGAAUGUAAUAGCUACAAUACCUAAAACAUAAAUGUUUAGAUAAUGCUUUCUAUCUAAGUUUCAGACAAUCACUUCCUGUAAUGUCUAGAAUUUAGCAUCAGGUAAUCACUUACUAUAAUAUCUAGAGUUUAUUCAGAUAUAAAUAUGUAUUAGGUUGCCAGGAAUCAGAGAUUCAUUCCCUCCCAGUGUCCCUCUAAUCAUUUGAUUGUUAAUAGUAUGCAUUUCAUUCAAAUUGGUUCAGAAUUUGUCACAAAAAUUGAUGUUCAGGAUUGCUGUUUGCACAUGCAUGUAUGGUUUUAUAUCAGAAAUUCAAGUAACCCAAAUUGGACCACUUAUGGUCACUUCAAGACUGAAGUUCAAUUCCACACUAUUGGUAUGGUGUUCAUUUUUGUACCAUAGCAUUCAUUUUGUCAAUUAUAAUAUGGUUAAAAUAAUCUGUUAAACAUUCCAAAAUAUUUAGUAUUUCCUGAAGGAACCACGUGUGAAAUAAUGAGUCGAAGCUUGAACAUGGACUCUUGGCGAUUUAUACGCCUCAAGUGCCAUCCAUUAGAAAGCUUCAGUAAUGGAUUUACGCGAAUGUAAAUCCAAAUCAAUUUUUUUUAUUAUUAUUGAACCCAAGGUUAAAAAAGAAAAACAAAAGCAUGAUAUGCCAUGGAUAUCUUUGUAGUGUUCCUAGCGUUUCAUUGUUCUGCAGCCUGGAUGAAUCUUGUCUUCCAAAGAAAAUCAUAUAGCCUGCAGUCAGCCUUAAAUGGUGCUACCUUAUAGGGACCGAAAAGGAAAAUGAUCUUUCUCUCUCAUUUGCGUAAAGCAAGUUUAGGAACGGACUCUCCCCUAAUUCCCAGAACUAAAGUGCCUCUCCAUGAUCUGGUCGCUACAGGUCUCAAUUAUUUGACCAAUUUAAACAUUCUUAUCCUCAAGUUCAAAACAUUUCAUUUGUUUCAGAAAUCACAAAAUCAUAUCUGGUUGCAAGCUGAACUUGUCUCUGGAAUCAGUUCGAUUUUCAUCUCCACUAUCCUCCAUUCCAGACAUGCUCAAACCAUGUAUCUGCAGAUUGGAGUUUGGGUUGUGAAAUGCUUUAUUGUUGACUUUUAUGCAGUAUUUUACUUGAAAGAAAAAAAGUCUGAACACUGUUUUAUUUUUAAAUAAUGCCAUUAUAAUUCAUUACACAGAGGCUAUAUUUACAUCCAUUGUAUUUUUGAUAUUUUUAUAUUCAAACUGUUUAUUCAUCAACCGAUUUUACAGUAAAUGGGCAAUGAAUAAAUAGACUACUGCAACUGAUAACAAAUCCAUAUCAGACAUAGAUUGGAGACCUGUUUGGAUGAAGCGUGUAUUUUGUCUGGAAGUAGAUUAUCACUGUGAAAAAUCCUUGACAAAUUUGCUACAGUAAUUGUGAACAGCACUGUUCUUAUGCAAACACUCUGAAAUUUUACCAGAUUUUUCUGCAAUGUAUUUCCUUAAAAGCAAUAAUCAGUAUAAGAACAGCGCUGACUGUAAUUUCCACUUACGUAUCUAUGUAUAUGAAAACAAAUUGUAAUGAGACAUUACAUUGUGAAAUUGCUCACUUGAGUAAAUUGUGUUCUAUUAAAUAAAU
Messenger RNA from Rhincodon typus (whale shark), 6725 nucleotides. RefSeq names its product phospholipid-transporting ATPase IC-like. The transcript has 26 exons. Gene Ontology annotation, molecular function: ATPase-coupled intramembrane lipid carrier activity; ATP binding; magnesium ion binding. Bases 1 to 3585 code for a protein of 1194 amino acids. The record is from RefSeq and is a predicted model, not a curated record. Lineage: Eukaryota; Metazoa; Chordata; Chondrichthyes; Orectolobiformes; Rhincodontidae. Gene Ontology annotation, biological process: Golgi organization; phospholipid translocation. Gene Ontology annotation, cellular component: plasma membrane.